Messenger RNA from Parastagonospora nodorum SN15, 1443 nucleotides. RefSeq lists its product as hypothetical. Lineage: Eukaryota; Fungi; Ascomycota; Dothideomycetes; Pleosporales; Phaeosphaeriaceae. The coding region runs from base 1 to 1299 and encodes 432 amino acids. The record is from RefSeq and is a predicted model, not a curated record. Gene Ontology annotation, cellular component: plasma membrane. The transcript has a single exon.
AUGGCGACUGAGUCACAUUUGUCGACUAAAAACAGCAGCGAAAAGACCAACAAGAUGAAAUUGAUGGCGAACAAUGCAAAGAGCAAGACCAUGCAAAGCGACGAAGCAGGAUACACCAUGGAGCCCACGAAGGCAUCGAGAGAGUCGCAGCCAGACACCCCAGCGUCCCAAACGAAAACCCCUACAAGACGUCAAUCAACAUUAGAAUUAUCUUCAAAACGUACAAAAGCACUCUCAUAUCUCAAGUGGUUCGUCACAGACCAAUGGUUUCUCCUCGCCAUGGCAGCCGUCAUUCUGCUCGCAUCACAAGUCCAAGUCCCAGCAUCACGACAACACACUAAGAGAACCGUCGUCACAUACCUCUCCGUCUCCGUCAUCUUCUUCAUCAACGGCUGUACUCUGGAGACGUCCAUCCUGCUGGAAAACUCCAUGCGUUGGAAGCUGCACGCUUUUGUGCAACUCCAAUGCUACCUCGUUUGCUCAGCUGCGACCUUCGCUAUCGUCAGUCUCUGCGCAACAAAUCCGAACUUUAUGGAUCCGUGGCUACUCAUUGGGUUUCUAUUCGUUGGGAGCGCGCCGACGACAAUGAAUUCGAAUGUUGUAAUGACGAGGCAAGCUCACGGCAACACUGCUCUUACAGUCGUGCAGUCUGUCAUUGGGCAAUUCCUCUGUCCUUUCCUUACGCCAAUCAUCCUCCAGAUGUAUCUGUCAUCUGGAGCAUGGUAUAGCAAGGUGUUAAUCCAUGGCGAUGGCUAUGCGGAGAUAUACAAGCGCGUUUUCAUGCAGCUAGGCCUAUCGCUCUUCUUGCCCAUGUUCGUUGGCCAAGUGGUGCAAAAGCUCUUCCCAAAGCAAACCAAAAAGGUCUUCUUCGACUACAACAUCAUCAAGUUAUCGUCCAUUGCUCUGCUCACGCUUGUGUGGCAGACCUUCGACCAGGCCUUUCAAAGUGGUGCGUUCAAGACAGUCAAGCCAUCGAACAUAGCAUUCAUCGUGUUCAUCACUAUGGCGUUGUACAUGAUAUGGUUGGCCAUAUGCUUCUCGGCUUCCAUCAUGUGGCUCCCGAAGAAAGAUGUGAUCGCAUGCUGUUACUGUUGUCCUGCAAAGGCAUUGGCGAUGGUGGUUCCCUUGAGCUCGGUCAUGUACAUCAACACCAGUCCAAUCGAACAAUCGAAGUUGCAGAUUCCUGCCAUUAUCUUUCAGGCGUUCCAGGUCGCUAUUGGCGGUAUCAUGACCAUCGGGUUCAGGAGAUGGAUCAGACCUGAUGAGCAGAGAGAAGAGGCUGAGAAGAGCGCGCAGUAACAGAUUAACGGAUUUCGAAAAGUGUAUUAUCUUGUUAUGGAGACCUAUUUGGUCGAUGCAUGUACUCGUUCAUGCUUAAUCGACGACCACUGACGUUGUCCUGAACAACUCCACUCUUUUUGUAUCAGAAUGUACAGCAACCGU